UGUCUAGGGCGAUGGGCGGGGUGCGGACGCCUUCGGUAUGGCAGUCCGCGGUCUUUCUCAGCCUUGGGCUUCCUGACACCUCCAGCAAGCGAGGUCUCUUGGGCCAGCUUCGCAGUUAUGUACCCACCGCCGCCGCCGCCGCCGGCGCCUCACCGGGACUUCAUCUCGGUUACGCUGAGCCUGGGCGAGAGCUACGACAACAGCAAGAGCCGGCGGCGGCGUUCCUGUUGGAGGAAAUGGAAGCAGCUUUCGAGGUUACAGCGGAAUGUGAUUCUCUUCGUCCUGGGCUUUCUGAUUCUCUGUGGAUUCCUGUAUUCUCUUCAGGCCGCUGACCAGUGGAAAGCUCUGAGUGGCGGACCUGCACAAAUAGAGAAGAUGAAGCUAGAAGUCCUGCCUGUCUUACCAGCUCCCCAGAAGGAAAGUGCUGAACCAGAAGGGUUUGCAGACAUGCUCUCUCAGAAGCGGCAAAGGCAUUUUCGGCGGGGCCCUCCUCACCUGCAGAUUAGACCUCCCAACACGGUCUCCAAGGAUGGGAUGCAGGAUGAUGCUAAGGAGAGAGAAGCAGCCCUGGGGAAGGCUCAGCAGGAAGAAAACACAGAGAGAACCGUCAUCAGCUGGCGGGGAGCAGUGAUUGAGCCUGAACAGGCCACUGAACUUCCUUCCAAAAGAGCUGAAGCCUCCAUCAAACCUUUGGUUUUGGGAUCCAAGAUAUGGAAAGAGCCAGCCCCCCCGAACGAGCGUCAGAAGGGCGUGGUUGAGGCCUUUCUCCACGCUUGGAAGGGCUACCAAAAGUUCGCUUGGGGCCAUGAUGAACUGAAGCCUGUGUCCAAAACUUUCAGUGAGUGGUUUGGCCUGGGUCUCACCCUGAUCGAUGCCUUGGAUACCAUGUGGAUUUUGGGUCUGAAGCAAGAAUUUAAGGAAGCCAGGAAAUGGGUGUCAGAGAAGUUAGACUUUGAGAAGAAUGUGGAUGUCAACCUGUUUGAGAGUACUAUCCGCAUCCUAGGGGGCCUGCUGAGUACCUACCACCUGUCGGGGGACAGCCUCUUCCUGAGCAAAGCUGAAGAUUUUGGAAACCGGCUAAUGCCUGCCUUCACUACACCCUCCAAGAUUCCAUUCUCUGAUGUGAACAUUGGCACUGGAUUUGCCCACUCACCCCAGUGGACUUCAGACAGCACGGUGGCAGAAGUGACGAGCAUUCAGUUGGAGUUCCGGGAGCUCUCCCGUCUUACUGGGAUUAAGAAAUUCCAGGAGGCCGUGGAGGACGUGACAAAGCACAUCCACUCCCUGUCUGGGAAGAAAGACGGGCUGGUGCCUAUGUUCAUCAACACGAACAGCGGCCUCUUCACCCACCCGAGAGUGUUCACCUUGGGUGCCAGGGCCGACAGCUACUACGAAUAUCUGCUGAAACAGUGGAUCCAGGGUGGCAAGAAGGAGACACAGUUGCUGGAAGACUAUGUUAAAGCCAUUGAGGGGAUAAAAGCACAUCUGCUUCGGAAGUCUCAGCCCAAAAAGCUCACCUUCGUGGGAGAACUUGCUCACGGCCGUUUCAGUGCGAAGAUGGACCACUUGGUGUGCUUCCUGCCAGGGACACUGGCUUUGGGCGUUCACCAUGGCCUGCCAGCUGACCACAUGGAUCUGGCUCGGGCACUCAUGGAGACCUGCUACCAGAUGAACCAGCAGAUGGAGACAGGUCUGAGCCCUGAGAUUGCACAUUUCAACAUGUACCCUCGGGCAGAUCAUAAAGAUGUGGAGGUCAAGCCAGCUGACAGGCACAACCUGCUGCGGCCAGAGACCGUGGAAAGCCUAUUCUAUCUGUACCGUGUCACAAAGGACCGCAAGUACCAGGACUGGGGCUGGGAAAUCCUGCAGAGCUUCAAUAAGUACACACGGGUCCCCUCAGGUGGCUAUUCUUCUAUCAACAACGUCCAGAAUCCCCACAAGCCUGAGCCCAGGGACAAGAUGGAGAGCUUCUUUGUGGGCGAGACGCUGAAGUACCUCUACCUGCUGUUUUCUGACGACCUGGAGCUGCUCAGUCUGGACACCUGUGUGUUCAACACAGAAGCCCACCCUCUACCCAUCUGGGCUCCUGCCUAGGAGGACAGCACCUGGCCUGGGCACUAUUGGAGGCCAAGGAGGUCCUGCUGGGUCUGUGACCUUCACAGGGCCCACAUAGUUUUGGGCAGCCGUCAGGUGUGAUGCUCCUGCCCAGGUGUAGGUCCCUGCCGUUUCAGCUUUUCAUGAAGGUGGUGGGAGGGGCAAGAGUCAGACCAGCAGGUAUGGGUUCUGGGAUUUAGGCUGGCAAGUCUACCAAGCCUUUGACUUCCUUGAAACCUCAUAUGGCUCCCGAUUCCCAUGCCUGAAUGACCCUGUUGGCUGGCUGCCGGCAGCCCCAUGGUAGUCCCAAGACUUCUUAUCACUGCCUGGGACCACCCAGGAAUCCAGUGCCUGUAUUGAGUUCAGACUGAUAGCCCAAGCCAGUGACAUGCUGGGCUUGGCCCGAUGGCCUGUGAAGGCCCUGACUCCUGAUUGACCCACAGGUCCACUGGGCCAGUGUGACCUUGAGGGUCCUUGUGGCUCUAGUGUUUACGGGUUGGACUCAGGGAUCCUCGUGGCUACCCUACUGGGCUGGCAGGGGAUGGAACAGUAAAUUUGUCUUAUUCCCAGGA
Grammomys surdaster is the source of this 2666-nucleotide messenger RNA. It is a transcript of the gene Man1b1, whose product is annotated as mannosidase alpha class 1B member 1. Gene Ontology annotation, biological process: N-glycan processing; carbohydrate metabolic process. The record is from RefSeq and is a predicted model, not a curated record. Gene Ontology annotation, molecular function: calcium ion binding; mannosyl-oligosaccharide 1,2-alpha-mannosidase activity. Gene Ontology annotation, cellular component: endoplasmic reticulum; membrane. NCBI's taxonomy places the organism in Eukaryota, Metazoa, Chordata, Mammalia, Rodentia, Muridae. The transcript is spliced from 13 exons. Bases 118 to 2094 code for a protein of 658 amino acids.